AGAUAAAGGAAAUGAGCAAUAAACCUAAGUAAAAUUAAAUGAAAAUUGAUUGUUAAAAAGAUGAAUGAAAGAAAUUCCUAAUACAACAAAUCAACCAUAAGGGCGACUAUUAGCAAUCCGCUUUGCUUGGUCGAACUGUCGAACCACACACCUAUCCGAAACAGCUUGUCCAUCAUUGGUCGAUUCCGUCCACCAAUCAGAUUGCUUUUGAAAAAAAACAGGGGUACCUCUACGCAAAUAUAAAUACAGGUGCCCGUCUCUGAGAGGAUCAUUCUUGCAACGGAUUUCAAAGGCGCAACAGCUCCAGCAACAGCAGCAGACCGAGCGGCAGCAGCAGAACGAGCGGCAGCAGCAGAACGAGAGGCAGCAGCAGAGCGAGCGGCACUUGGAAGUCGGCUGAUCUCGACGACGGCCACCGCUCUCGUGCAGCACUAGAGAAGCCCAGCUACUUUCGGCCGGCACUCUAGCGGCAGCAGCCGAACAAGCGGCACCCGACGCGAAGCGAUGGAAAACGUGGAGCGGGACGACGACAAUGGCGCAGUCAUCCACGUUGUGAGAGAAUCGAAAUCGACUAUGAAAAAGCGAUUGCGAGCUGCCCUUGAUGAAAAUGAAUCAUUGCGGGCUCGCAUUGCUCGGCUCGAAGAAUCAGUUUUAGACAAGCAAACUGAUUGCGAGGAGGAUUUCUCUGAGGACGAUACCGAUGUGAUGACUGUUGAUAAGAUGUCUGAAAAUCGCGAUGAACCGGCGGUCCCGAGAAACGACGUGAGUUUGCUGACGACCAUGAGCAGCUGGACAUUGAGUACGAUCAAUAUACCUGAAUGCACUCCAUCGGAGGGAGAGAGUGAAAUCGAUAAACGCGCAUACGAGUAUUGGAAGGACACAUUCAUUUCCUCCAUCAGACUAAUUAACGCUACCGAUGAGCUCACUUUGUUCGGGCUUUUCAAAGUAAAAGCGGGACCGAAGCUGCGUGAAAUUUAUCAAACAACGGUGUCCGUUCCAGAGAUGUCUAGUGAGAUCACGAACCCUUUCUCCAAUGCCAUGGAGCGUCUUGACGAAUAUUUUGGCUCACGAACAUACAUCCUAGCACAGAGGGGCAAACUGAUGAACAUGGCACAAGCCCCUUCAGAACAAAGCAUCCAGUUCGUCAGGCGUGUGGGAACUGCUGCCAAGUUGUGUAAUUACACCGACGAAGAGGAAAUGGAGGCCGUUGUGCGCGUCAUCACGAAAGGUGCUUUGGAUGCCAGGGUCCGAGUUCUUGCCCAUCGGAAUUGGGUAAGACAGGGAUCGAUGAAGGACCUGAUUGAUCUGGUGAGAGAUAGAGAGCUUGAGAAAGCAAAUGAGGAAGAAUUUCAGCGUAGCCACAGCCAACAGGAGUGUAAAACGAUCGCAGCUUUCUCGCAGCAACCCCGGCAAACUCAGAACAACUACAGAUCUAACUUUUCCGAAAACUGGCGGUUCGGACUCAGGGGACGACAUGGAUCAUACCGAGGACGAGGUCGUGGAUUGCCCAAUCGCGGAUUUCAACAUAACCGAGUGCAUGGAAGUGGUAAUAACUGUUGGCGUUGCGGCAGCAUUUACCAUCAUCCCAAUCAAUGUCCAGUGAUCCAAAAAGUUUGCCGUAAUUGCGGUAAAGUGGGCCAUAUCGCACGGGUAUGUUCGGAAGCGGUAGGUCAAGCGGGACCAUCUGGAUCUCGCAAGCGUCGAAAUGAACUCCGCGAGGAAGCGGUUAACUCCAAGAUUGCAGCUAUCGAGGAUGCAGGAGACAUGAAAGAUGAGGUACGAGAAGUUGAAGACGUUUCGUCAUAAUUUGAGUUUUUUUUUUGAGCAUUCUUUUAUUAUUUGAUGCAAAUAAAUGAAUUCGUUAAGCAAAUAACUAUUUCAAAUAUGAGAACAGUUUCUUCAUGCUAUAUUUUUUUCUUUUCAAAAUCUAUGCAAGAACUCUUAAAAAAUGAAUGAAUUUACUGCUUCCAGACUACACAAAGGAUUGUAAAUAAAACGUCAGAUACAUCCGACGGCAACAGCACUUUAAAGCAAAUGAGGUCGUCACGUGUUAUUCAGAGAAUCGUUACCGAAAGCACGGCUUACAUCGACGCCCUUGUGGCGAAAACACCUGUGAAAUUUUUCAUUGAUUCAGGGGCCCAAGUUAACACUGUCACGAAGCAGGAUUUUGAGCGAAUUCUGUCCAAUUCAGACAGUAAGGACAGCAUACUCGCGUUGGAGUAUUCUUCGGACAAGAGGCUCAAGGCUUAUGCUUCUGAUGGUGAAGUAAAGGUAGUUGCGAACUUUUCGGCCGAAUUGAUUGUUUCUGAAGACAGACCAGUUUCAAUCGAAAAAUUUUAUGUUAUUGACGAGGUUCGAUCUCUAUUGGGAUUUAAUACGGCCAUACGAUACAGCGUUCUGGAUGUGGGUUUAAAUGUUCCAGUUAAUGAUCUCCAUAUGAACUACCCAUGGAAAUGCGAACUCAACGCGUUUUGCUACCAAGUACAGAACCACACCGAAGAGUUUCCAAAAUUCGGAAUACCUCCAGUUUCAUUAUGCUACGACAAGACCAUGCCUCCUUCCCGUAAUGUCUACACCCACAUACCGGCUGUAUACAAAGACCUCACUAAGAAAAAGCUACAGGACCUCUUAUCUGCUGGUAUAAUCGAAGCAGUUACAACCGAUAUGGACCGAUCAUUUUGCUCGUCGUUAUUGGUCGUUCCUAAAGGAAAAAACGAUAUCCGCCUAGUAACAGACCUCAGAGGACCUAAUCGGUGUAUUUACAGAACGCCCUUUAAAAUGCCGACGUUUGAGUCCAUUCUUCUAGAGCUUCACGGAGCGCAGUGGUUUUCAACCAUCGAUCUGUCAAGCGCAUUUUUCCACGUGGAGUUGAAUGAAGAUUCACGCCAUCUUACGAACUUCUUUGCUGGUGAUCAAAUGUACCGAUAUCGGCGACUCCCAUUCGGUCUAUGUAAUGCGCCGGACAUCUUCCAGGAGGCGCUGCAGACCGUUGUAUUGGCCGGAUGUAAAGGGACCGUAAACUAUCUGGACGAUAUUAUGGUAUCGGGACGGACAAAGGAGGAACACGAUGAAAAUCUAGCGAAGGUCAUGGCAUGCCUAAAAAACCAUAACGUCAAGAUAAACGAAGAAAAAUGUGUUUUUGGCAAGCAGUCCGUCAAUUUCAUAGGAAACACGAUCUCUUCUGAAGGAUGGAUGGUUUCAGACGACAAAAUUGCAGCCAUAAAAGGGUUUAGAAAUCCUGAAACUAUUGGCGAGGUUAAAAGUUUUUUGGGAUUAAUUAACUUUGUGGAUCGUUUUAUUCACAAUCGUGCGGAUAAAACUCAAAGGCUCCGAGAACUGGCCAAAGCAGUACAUUUUUAUUGGAACCAGGAACUUCAAAAUGAGUUCGAGUACCUGAAAAACGAUGCCCUGAACGUUAUCACCAAAUUGGGAUAUUUCAACAAGGACGAUAGAACGGAAAUAUACGUGGAUGCAUCGCCCUACGGCUUGGGAGCAGUGCUGGUGCAAUUUGACGCCAAAUCGGUACCGAGAGUGAUUGGAUGCGCGUCCAAGACGCUAUCGGAGACGGAACAAAGGUAUCCGCAGACACAACGAGAAGCUUUGGCAAUGGUGUGGGGAAUAGAGCGUUUUUCUAUGUAUUUGUUGAGCCUCAAUUUCACAGUAAGAACGGAUGCCGAGUCUAAUGAGUACAUUUUCGGAGGUUUGCAUCGUAUCGGCAAAAGAGCUGUCUCGAGGGCAGAGGCUUGGGCGCUGAGACUACAGCCAUAUCGAUUCGAUGUUAAACGAGUACCGGGCGAAACAAAUGUAGCGGAUGCGCUUUCUAGACUUGUUGAAAGAUCCCAAACAGCGAAAUCUUUUGACGAUGCGGACGAGAAACAUUUGCUGUACUUCCUGGACACGGGCAAGCUCGAAAUAUCGCUGAACGAUAUUGAGUCUCACGCACAAGAUAACGAAGAGAUACGUCGAGUGAAAACUGCGAUCAAAACCGGAUUUUGGGAAACUGAUUUGCGACGUUUCGAAUGCCAAGCGAAAGAGCUACACGUUUUUGGAUCCUUGCUGUAUCGAAACGAUCAGAUUGUACUCCCCAGUACUCUGCGGCAAAAGGCAAUUGAUUCUGCUCAUCAAGGGCACCUUGGAGUAGGUUCCACAAAAAGAAUUUUGAGGGACUUCUUCUGGUGGCCAGGACUCAGUAAAGAUGUGGAAGAUCGCUUAAAGCAAUGUGAAACGUGUCUGCGAUUGUCUAAAAGAAAUCGACCGAUACCACUGAGCAGCAGAGAUCUCCCAAGCGGCCCCUGGGAAGUCCUUCAAAUUGACUUCUUCACCGAUAAAUGCUUUGGGACUGGAGAAUUUCUGGUGAUAGUGGAUACGUAUUCACGUUACCUCCACGUCAUUGAAAUGAAAUCUAUGGACGCAGAAACUACGAACACAGCCUUGAACAAAGUUUUCCUGAAUUGGGGUUAUCCGUUGAUUUUGCAAAGUGACAAUGGUCCCCCUUUUCAAAGCUCCAAAUUCGUCAAAACCUGGGAAGAAAAAGGCAUCAAAAUUCGAAAAUCGAUCCCACUGAGUCCACAGACCAACGGUGCUGUGGAAAGACAAAAUGAAGGCAUCAAAAAGGCGUUAGCAGCGGCCAAACUGGAUAAUGUGGACUGGAAGCAAGCUCUUGAUAACUACGUACAUGUGCAUAACAAGAUAAGGCCUCUUUCGAGAUUGGGCGUCACCCCGUUCGAGCUUUUAGUAGGAAGAAAGUUCAGAGGCACAUUUCCUUGCAUGUGGCCAGGCACAUCAGAUACCAUCGACCGGCAGGACAUUAGCGAAAAGGAUGCCAUGUCCAAGUUGGUAAGCAAGCAAUAUGCAGAUGCGAAACGCGGUGCCAGGCCAUCUGAUUUGAACGUGGGGGACAGAGUGUUUUUGACUCAGAUGAGACGUUUCAAAUCCGACCCAAACUUUGGCAGCGAAAAGUUUACAAUUGUAGCAAGAGACGGGGCAAAAAUAGUAGUUCGCAGCGAUCGAGGUGUCCUUUUCUCUAGAAACGUAGCAGAUGCCAAACGAAUUGAAGAUUUGCUCGAAGAAACAAACGUUGAAAAUAAUUCAAGUAUGGAUUGGGACUCUUCAUUGGGUAAGAAAUCAAUAAUAUUUGUUUUCCUUCACGUUUUCAAAAUUUCUGUUCUAUUUUCUGCAGAGUUGCCCGCAGCAGAUAAUCAGGAUAUGAUCACAACUUCUAUGUAUCAACAUCCUGGUGGCAAAUCAAUAUCAGAGACGCGUGACGAAGGAAGUUUCGGACAAAGCAAUGGACAGCCAAUUAUUGCUUGUAACGAGCGACCAAAGCGCCAACUACGAAAACCUAAGAGAUUCGAUGAGAUGUUGCUGUAUACAAUUUUUGAAUAAGUGUGGAGGUGAGAUGACAUGUAGAGAUAAAGGAAAUGAGCAAUAAACCUAAGUAAAAUUAAAUGAAAAUUGAUUGUUAAAAAGAUGAAUGAAAGAAAUUCCUAAUACAACAAAUCAACCAUAAGGGCGACUAUUAGCAAUCCGCUUUGCUUGGUCGAACUGUCGAACCACACACCUAUCCGAAACAGCUUGUCCAUCAUUGGUCGAUUCCGUCCACCAAUCAGAUUGCUUUUGAAAAAAAACAGGGGUACCUCUACGCAAAUAUAAAUACAGGUGCCCGUCUCUGAGAGGAUCAUUCUUGCAACGGAUUUCAAAGGCGCAACAGCUCCAGCAACAGCAGCAGACCGAGCGGCAGCAGCAGAACGAGCGGCAGCAGCAGAACGAGAGGCAGCAGCAGAGCGAGCGGCACUUGGAAGUCGGCUGAUCUCGACGACGGCCACCGCUCUCGUGCAGCACUAGAGAAGCCCAGCUACUUUCGGCCGGCACUCUAGCGGCAGCAGCCGAACAAGCGGCACCCGACGCGAAGCGAUGGAAAACGUGGAGCGGGAC
This is a messenger RNA of Aedes albopictus (Asian tiger mosquito), 5934 nucleotides long. RefSeq lists its product as uncharacterized. Gene Ontology annotation, molecular function: nucleic acid binding; zinc ion binding. The record is from RefSeq and is a predicted model, not a curated record. The coding region runs from base 2035 to 5385 and encodes 1116 amino acids. The transcript is spliced from 2 exons. Lineage: Eukaryota; Metazoa; Arthropoda; Insecta; Diptera; Culicidae. Gene Ontology annotation, biological process: DNA integration.